Messenger RNA from Hemicordylus capensis (graceful crag lizard), 2115 nucleotides. RefSeq names its product intestinal-type alkaline phosphatase 1-like. Gene Ontology annotation, cellular component: plasma membrane. Gene Ontology annotation, molecular function: alkaline phosphatase activity. The coding region runs from base 82 to 1674 and encodes 530 amino acids. The transcript is spliced from 11 exons. NCBI's taxonomy places the organism in Eukaryota, Metazoa, Chordata, Lepidosauria, Squamata, Cordylidae. The record is from RefSeq and is a predicted model, not a curated record. Gene Ontology annotation, biological process: dephosphorylation.
AAAAACUGGAAGCCUGUGAACCUCUGCCUCUUCUUCGGAGAGCUCCAACUUUGCUGAGAGCCUCCCGGGCUUGCCUGCAACAUGAACCUGCUGUUCACCCUGGGGUUCCAGGGGCUCCUCCUGUGUGUCUGCAUCAUCCAUCUCUCAGCUGCAUCCUUAGAGCAAGAAAAGAACCCGGACUAUUGGAAUAAGAGAGCCCAGCAGACCCUGGAAUCAGCACUCAAGCAGAACCCCAUGAACCACCGGGCCAAGAACAUCAUUCUCUUCCUGGGUGAUGGGAUGGGCGUACCCACCAUCACAGCAGCCCGCAUCUACAAGGGGCAGCUGGCAGGAGGCUCUGGCGAGGAGAACGUGCUGGCGAUGGAGAGAUUCCCCUACGUUGCCUUGUCCAAGACCUACAACGUUGACCGGCAGGUACCAGACAGUGCUGGGACGGCAACAGCCUACUUGUGCGGAGUGAAGGCCAAUGCCAAAACGCUGGGUGUGAGCGCAAAGGCGCUUUAUGGCAAAUGCAACACCACCUUUGGCAAUGAAGUAUACUCCAUCCUGCAUCGGGCAAAACUAUCAGGUAAGUCUGUGGGGAUUGUGACAACCACCCGUGUUCAGCAUGCCUCCCCAGGAGCAUCUUACGCCCAUUCGGUCAGCCGGGAAUGGUAUGGGGACACUGACUUGCCCAAAGAUGGCGUCAAGCAGGGCUGCAAGGACAUUGCCUACCAGCUGGUGCACAACACUGACAUCGACGUGAUCCUGGGAGGGGGCCGGACGUACAUGAUGCCUCGAGAGACCUGGGACCCGGAAUAUCCGAAGGAGAAAGGGUCCAGGAAGGACGGUCUGAACCUCAUAGAAAAGUGGCUGCACAACAAGGAGGGGGCCCAGUACGUCUGGAACAAAACUGCCCUGGAUGCUGUGGAUGAAAAUUCUACAAACUACCUCAUGGGCCUCUUUGAGCGGAAGGACAUGGCGUACGAGUUGAACCGAAACAGCAGCACAGACCCCUCCAUUGUGGAGAUGACUGAGAAGGCAAUUCGCAUCCUGCGCAGGAACCCCAACGGCUUCUUCCUCUUUGUGGAAGGAGGUCGGAUCGACCACGGACACCACAGUGGCACAGCCAAGCAGGCCCUGACCGAGACGGUGAUGAUGGACCGAGCCAUAGAACGAGCCGGUGAGCUGACCAAUGCUUCGGAGACCCUCACCGUGGUAACAGCCGACCACUCACAUGUCUUCACCUUUGGGGGCAGCACGCCGCGUGGCAACAACAUUUUCGGUCUAGCACCCAAAAAGGCGAUGGACAAGUACUCCUACACCAGCAUCCUCUAUGGGAAUGGGCCAGGCUACACCCUGAAGAACGGCAGUCGGCCAGAUGCAAGCUCUGUGCCCUUUGAGGACAAGAACUACCAACAGCAGGCUGCUGUUCCUCUGGGCUCUGAGACCCACGGCGGUGAGGACGUUGCCAUCAUGGCCCAGGGCCCCAUGGCCCACCUCUUCCAUGGCAUCCAGGAACAGAACUACAUUGCCCACGUCAUGGCCUAUGCGGGCUGCAUCACGCCUUAUCAUGAACACCCCGAGUGCCCAGAAGCGACAAGCCAUUUCCGAUCGGGAGGUCCUGGCCUCUACCAGCACUUCUUGCUCCUUCCCCUUGCUCUUUGGGCAUGCCUCUUCUGGCUACAGAUGUGACAGUGAAAGACCCCCUCUCUGGACUUGGGACAUUUGUCUUCCCAGGGUAUCAUCUGUGGGACGGCAAGGACAUUCUUUGAAGGGGUGUGCAAAGGCUUGUUCAUGGUCAGAUCGGUCCUACACAAACUGGGCGGUUCGAGCGGUUUGACUGCAAACCGCUCCAGACCGGUUCAAGCUGGUUCGUUGAUUCGACCAGCCCAGCUAGUUGGUCCAAUGAAGCAGUUCACAAAGUGGCGAUUUGGUCCAAAUUCGGACCAAACCACCACAUGUGAUUGGUAAACACCCCUAAUUCUUGGCUGUCCCAGACUCUCCCAAAGGGCCCAGUCAAUCAGGAUGUUUUUAUUUUUCUCCCAUGUAUAUAAUUGUAUAAAAUAUUUCUCUCUCUCUCUCUCUCUCUCUCUUACCCACACCACCAAUAAAUAAUUGUUUUAAUUUUCUUUA